UUCAAAAAGAUGAACAUCCUGAUAUAGCACUGACACUAUACAAUUUGGGUCUAUGUUAUCAUCGUAAACAAGAUUAUGACAAUGCCUAUAUCUGUUUUCAACGAGCAAUAGCUAUUCAAAAACAAUACUUGCAUGAAAAUCAUCCAUCACUUGCUCGUACAUUACAGGCAAUUAAAGAUCUAGAAGAUUCGAAAUAUGUUUAUUCAACAUAG
Molecule: messenger RNA, 212 nt
Organism: Rotaria sordida
Lineage: Eukaryota; Metazoa; Rotifera; Eurotatoria; Philodinida; Philodinidae
Source: the annotation of a GenBank genome assembly